UAUGAACUCGCAAAGCCCAACAUAUAUUUUUAAAGAAUAUUUAAUCGAGAAAAAGAUGUACAAAAAUUAAAUGAACCAUUUAAAAAAAUGUAAACAAUGUUUGAACCCUGGGGACCUUACGUCAAGUGACGAAUUGUCAAAAUACUCUAGAUUCCACCAAGGAUAAUGUAUUUAGAAGGUUGAUUUUUAUCGCUUUUGCUGGGCGACAUUGUGGGGGACAUCUGUCACUCUCUGCAUACAAAUUUCAUUACCCCGCACCAGCCCUCCCCGAUUUUUAUACCGGAGCCCCCGGAAGAGAAAUGUCAAGUCGAGAAAUGUCAUUUUGCUCUGAACAACUUCACCUUGUCAUUUAUAACACCUUGAGAUUCCACCACCUGAUAUUUUUAAAUCCACCUUGCAUCUGAUAUCCUCAAUGCACCUUGUGUUUCUGUUGUUACUCGGUUGACGUUUCCAGGAGCCAUUUGCCGCCAUUUCUAAAGCGUCUAUCUACUCCAGCUCUAAUUUGUGCAAUGGCAGAGACAUUAAAGAUGAAGGACAAGAACCAAAAAUUAGAAUGCUUGUUGCGUUCUACCGGAUCGGAAACAUCGGAGAUAUCUCCUCAGGCAAUUCCCCUGCGUCGCCGUACUCGUUGGAGUCCUCUGGUACCAAACAACGUGACAAUCCCCAACCCAUGUCACCAACCCAUGUCUACCACCCAGCCGGAUGAGAACCCGUCUCCGGGGGCAUGUACGGAGAGAGAAGUUACGGUCAACACCCAACGUUUCCGCUUUAUUCCUAGGGUUGUAGAACGGAAACUAGCUGUAGAUAAGCGUCAGACGGGAACGACGGUUGUGAUUUCGUACCAACCGGUGCCCCAAACUCAACAGGACGGGAACCGGUGUCUGGUGACGCCGAUGCAACAGACAGCAAAACGGCCGAUUGCGGAGCGUUGUCUGAUCGAACCCAAGCGUGUACCGGUACCGAAAAAGAAACGGUGCUUGGUGAUCCCUGAUCGCCUGCCAUAAAAAUAGGUGACCUUAAAUGGAGAUAGUAAAGUUGGACGGAGAUCGAAUGAUAUCUAAUAAUUAACUUCAGUUAAUUUAACAUCGCUUGAUUUUAUUAAGAUUGCCUCUACGGUUGAACAUAUUUGCUUAAAACUUACGUAUUGCUACUAAACUAAAGCUAAACAUUAGCAACGGGACGCUAGUGGCAAAGCCUGCAGUACGAAAAGGUUUCGCAAAGGGUAGUCUAAUCUGGAGCAUCAACACUCUUACGUAACAGGUUACUAACGAAUGCCACACAGAGGCGAUAAUAUAAGCAACUUUUAAAGUGCCUUUACACAACUUCAA
This is a messenger RNA of Anopheles coluzzii, 1328 nucleotides long. RefSeq lists its product as uncharacterized. The record is from RefSeq and is a predicted model, not a curated record. The transcript is spliced from 2 exons. Lineage: Eukaryota; Metazoa; Arthropoda; Insecta; Diptera; Culicidae. The coding region runs from base 510 to 1004 and encodes 164 amino acids.